AUGGCAAUGAAGGCGGAAAAUGCAGGUGUAAACUCAGAAAGCACGGGUUUCGCUCUCGCUAAUGAGAUUAGAUUUCUUGUCGAGUUCCAGAAACGAUGGCGCGAUCAGGUCCACAACAGCGACCACUUACAACCUAUUUGUGACUAUGGUCAUUCGAAGAAGUAUAAAUUCAUGAUAUUGCCCCUGUUAGGACCUAAUCUCGAUCAGUUGAGAGACGAAAUAAAGUCAGAAUUCUCGUAA
Molecule: messenger RNA, 240 nt
Organism: Cooperia oncophora
Lineage: Eukaryota; Metazoa; Nematoda; Chromadorea; Rhabditida; Trichostrongylidae
Source: the annotation of a GenBank genome assembly